Molecule: messenger RNA, 1500 nt
Organism: Exophiala oligosperma
Lineage: Eukaryota; Fungi; Ascomycota; Eurotiomycetes; Chaetothyriales; Herpotrichiellaceae
Exons: 2
Coding region: 173-1366 (397 amino acids)
Biological process (GO): biosynthetic process
Molecular function (GO): pyridoxal phosphate binding
Source: RefSeq, a predicted model, not a curated record
ACGUCAAUACUGAUACUCACCUUCUCCAACUGUAACAGAGUACUCUAGAUGUACAUAUAAAGAUCGAGACUGAUACAGAGUGAUAAAUCUGCCCUUUCUUGGUAGGAAGAGACAAAUACGAGUACAAAAUCCCAAGGACGAAUCCGACAAUUCUAUACAAAAUCUCCUAACCAUGGCUCUGCUACCUACAUUUGAAUUACCCAAGUAUGUUGAAGGUCGCGCCCAUGAAGCCAAAUUUGCUCUCGCAGGUAGCGCUACACCAUACCUUUCCAUCAAGGAAUUGAUCUCGCUAUCUUCCGAGCCCGAAAAGACAGCCCAAAACUUGGACGCCAUUACCUCUCUGAAGUUCGGCGGCAACUUGCACUUGGGAAGACUGGAAGUACGCUCCGCGAUCGCGAAUUUGUACAACGGAAGUAUAUCGCCGGAUCAAGUCAUGACGGCGGUGGGCACGACCGGGGCCAACUCGACCGUGUUCACAUCUCUUCUUACUAGCGGUGACCAUGUCAUUGCACUGUUUCCGACCUACGGACAACUCUCUGGUCAACCCAGAGGUUUUCCCUGUCAAGUUUCAUCCUGGAACUUGGACGUCAAUGACAAUUGGAAGUUGGACAUCAAUCAGCUCAAAACCUUGAUCAGACCAAACACGAAAAUGAUUGUGCUCAACAACCCAAAUAACCCGACCGGUACUUACAUGGACGCCGACAUGCAAAAACAAAUCUUGGACGUCGCCAGCAAGCACGACAUUGUAGUCAUGGUGGAUGAGAUCUUUCGACCGCUCUACCACGGCGGAGAAGAAGUCCCCCCUUCAUUCGUCGAACAUGACUACACCAAGGUCGUCGUGACGGGAUCCAUGAGCAAGGCGUACGGCUUGACGGGUGUGAGGGUAGGUUGGAUCGUUACAAAAUCCAAGGACCUACUUGCCAGGUUCCUCAACACGAGGUUUUACGCCUACACUUCCGCGAGUGACAUCGACGAGGUCAUCGCCGCAGAGGCCUUGAGCGAGAGGUGUCGUCCGGCCAUCCUCAAGAAACAUUUGGGUAACGCCAACGAUAACCUGCCGUUGUUGGAAGCCUUUGUCAACAAGAACAGUGACAUGGUGUCUUGGACGAAACCGACGGCGGCGGCGACCGCCUUCAUCAGACUCUCAUGGAAGGGAAAACCGAUCGACGACGUCGAGUUUUGUCAGGCCCUCUUGGAUGAGGAAGGGUUGCUGUUGGCUCCAGGUAGUUUGUGCUUUGGAGAAGACCGUCAAACAGAACUAAAGGGUUUCGUGAGGUGCCAUUUCACGCUCCAACCAGAGAAGCUGGUCCCGGCUCUAGAGGCUUGGGAAACCUUUCUUCAAAAGAGGCGCGCCUCGUUGUCGUAGUGUUAUAGUUUCCUCUGUACAUCGACAUAUUUUGCGUCCACUCAAGGAAUUGCUGGUGGGUCAGCGCAAGCCACCAAUUUUUGCCAUACCGAUAAAUCGUUAUUGAAGGAGGCCCCCGUGUGCGGAAGCAGAAC